UGUUUGUAAAGGUUGCAGGGUGGCUUCAGAAAGGCUGAAUUUAUAAGGCUAGAACUUCUGUUAAUGUGUGUACUUGUGAUGUGCCUGCUGUGAUCUUCACCUGUGGCUCUACACCAGCAACUCCUUGCUGAGCUCUCCCUAGGAGUUUCCUCUUGCUCCUUGUGCCGCUGUCAAGUUGAGAGCAGUGCUUAGCCAGGCCGGGUGAUCCCCAGGGAAACACGAUGACCGAGUUCCUGGUCUGCUUUAGCUGGUGCAACGGCGAGCCACCCCAGCCGAAGAGGCGCCGGAGACUGGACCGGGAUAUGAUAGGAGAGCCCAUGAACUUUGUGCACACGGCGCAUGUUGGGGCAGGAGAGAUGAACAGUGGCUUUUCAUCUGCUGUAUCAAUUCAGGACCACAUGAAGUCCAAAGGUGGCUACACAAAUGGUACUUCUGCAACUGUUCAGGUGUAGAAAACUGAGAAGGUUAAAUUUCCUCUGCCUUAUGAGAACUCCCCUGGACUGUGCUUUCAUAUUACCUAGAACAUCCUAUGAAGUAGAGAGGGAGUACUUGAAUUAAAAGUAGGUCAGUACAAGCUUUGGCUUUCCUUGCUCAAGAAGUUCUGAAUAAGUUGCUGYAAAUUGUUUUUAAAAAUAGUUUGAUGUGGUGGUAUUUCAAUAACACCUGUGUUGUCUCACUGGAGGUCUUCCUGACUUUCCAGCUGUGUCCUCAAAACCCAGCUUAUCUUGUAGGGUGGGAAGUACAAAUUGCCUGGACUUUAAACUCUUCCCUCAAGAAAUAGAACGUGAUUUAACUGCAAGGUAUCACUGUUGGCACUUCCUACACAGGCUAAAUUGAAUAUCUAAGUAGGAUCUCGUAGCCUUAUCUUUAGAGCUAUUUUUURAAUGCCUUACUGUCUAAUGCAUUGGUAUAUGGAGCUGUCCUUUGAUAUUUCUUCAUGACUUUCUAAUAGGAAUUAACUCUAACAUGGUGUAGUUAGAAGCUUCAUUGGGCUCCUGAAACACAGCUGUCUUAUUGUAAAACCUCUGCAACUAAAAGUCCAGGUUUUGCACAUGAACCCUUUUUAAAAUGAGGCUCAAAAUACAGUAUUUCUUUUAAUUACUGGGCUGCUUCCCUUCCAUCACUCUGGUGUAGCUGAUGUGUUAUUAAAUUUGUUAUUGUAAUAUCUAUUUGCUAAUGUGAAGUGGAGCUACAAUAUUCACAGCUGCAUAGUAAUUUUGCAUGGAUGUUUCUAAGCUUUAAACUUAAAGAUCAUUCUACUUAUCUUUUAACAGUAGCUACACAAGACUUCUAGGGAGGUCUCAUUUGUGUUUGGGACUCUGUAAUUUCAAGACUGCUUUCUUUAAGUAAAAUCUUAUGUAUGUUUUUAUAUUCUAUGGUUUAAUAAAAUGUAUGGCUUAAUGGAUAUAGUCAUGUGUAGGGCAGAAGUUGAAAGAACACUGAAAACUUGCAGGGGGUCAUUAAACAAACUCCUGCAGAGUUCCRGCAUUUUAUGUAUGUGAGUACUUAGCCGUACUAGACUUAUCACUCUACUCGUAUUGGACUUUCUAUUAAAAAGACUGUAAUGACUACUCUAGAUCACCCAAUCACUGAAAAUUAUUACCCAGCUCAAAAUUAUGAUCCCAUCUAAAAAUAGAGGAAAUGUGCUUGCUGUCACAGGACUAGCUUAAAUAAGCAUUUGAAUUCCUGCCAAAACAUCAYGGUAAUGCUGCAAGUCAGAGGCACUGUCCCCUUCUUGCUGUAGGCAUAAGAUCAGCUAUUAAUUUUUCUUUCCUUUGAUUAUCUAUCUUCCGAAAAAAAAUCUAUCCAACAGAUCACUUAUCACCCAAAGAACAAAAUCAUAUUUGUUACUUAUAAAUCUAGCCUGUUCUAUUGAAUAUUAAGUUGUUUCUUCUGCAUAUAUGGAGUGAUUUUGAAGUAUAAGAGCCAGUACAGAGGUUUUUUCCAAAAGUGUUUUUCCCCCUCCCUACCCAUGUUUCCUCUUUAAAGGCCAAAGAGGAAGAGAGGGAAUGUUAUUUCUGUAAUAGCAACAGGUUGUCAUUACAUUUGGCAACCACAUAAAACAGARAUCUAAUCUCUAUGUCUUGCUGGAUCCUUACCCUUGGAAUACCAUACUGUAUUUUAAAUACACUUUUAAAUUAAUGCAAGUUAGCUGUAUGUCUAGCUCUUAAAAUCAUCUUUGAUAAUUCUGCUCCUCUGCUAACCUCAGGCUUAUGCCAAGAAGCUAUUUAAGGUGUUAACUCCAAACUAGUUAAUUCCUGCAGACAGCUAGCAUCUAAUGACCAAGCUGUUUUAAAAAAUAAAUGUUAAUUAAUCUGCCACUGGGUUCAUGUGGUCAUUGGUUUGUGCCUGCCCUGAAAGCAGAGCACCAUUAACUAGUAUGACAGCUGUGGUGAAAAUGGGUUGCACUUCCUUUGUACUGUAGGAAAACAGACUCAUUGGGGUUACUACUUCCUAAAGACCUGUUCAGUCAAUUUAAAAUUAGUGUUUUGUGCAUGAGUUAAAAAUCAAUUGGGUGAUUUUAUCAGUUCUUCUCUUUAGGAUUCCUUCCACAGAGAAUUUUGUUACUAAACCRUCUUUAUUCUCUUUUUUUUAGGAAAAAACUUGUUCUCAGUCCAUAAACCAAGCAGAAAUAUCUGGUCUAAAAUAAUUUUAUCAGUAUUCCC
Messenger RNA from Nothoprocta perdicaria, 2666 nucleotides. Its product is annotated as CDC42 small effector protein 2-B-like. Gene Ontology annotation, molecular function: small GTPase binding. The transcript has 4 exons. Gene Ontology annotation, biological process: regulation of Rho protein signal transduction. Lineage: Eukaryota; Metazoa; Chordata; Aves; Tinamiformes; Tinamidae. Gene Ontology annotation, cellular component: plasma membrane. The record is from RefSeq and is a predicted model, not a curated record. Bases 222 to 452 code for a protein of 76 amino acids.